AUGCACCUCUACAACCUCACGCUGCAGAAGGGCGGCGGGAUCCAAUGCGCGGUGUACGGCAACUUCUCCGCGCCGAAAGCGCAGGAGAUCGUCGCGUCGCGGAACAAGGUGCUCGAGCUCCUGCGCCCGGACGACGCGGGGAAGAUGCAAACCAUCGUGAGCACGGAGGUGUUCGGCGUCGUGCGAUCGCUCAGCGCGUUCCGUCUCACGGGCGCGAAUCGCGAUUACGUCGUCGUCGGCAGCGACAGCGGGCGCAUCGUGGUGUUAUCGUUCGACAAGGAGAAGAGCGCGUUCGUGAAGGUGCACCAGGAGACGUUCGGGAAGAGCGGCUGUCGACGGAUCGUCCCCGGGCAAUUCCUCGCGGUGGAUCCGAAGGGCCGCGCGGUGAUGAUCGGCGCGAUCGAAAAGUCCAAGAUCGUGUACGUGCUGAAUCGCGACACGAGCGCGAACUUGACCAUCUCGAGCCCGCUCGAGGCGAACAAAUCUCACGUGAUCACGUUCGCGGUGUGCGCGUUAGACUGCGGCUUGGAUAACCCGCAGUUCGCCGCCGUGGAGCUCGACUACGGCGACGCGGAUCAGGAUCCCACGGGCGAGGCUGCCGCCGAGGCGCAGAAGCACCUCGUGUUCUACGAGCUCGAUUUGGGGUUAAACCACGUCGUGCGGAAGUGGAGCGAGGCGAUCGAUAACGGCGCGAAUCAUCUCAUCGCCGUGCCCGGCGGCGGCGACGGCCCCGGCGGAUGCCUGGUGUGCGCGGAAAAUUUCAUAAUCUACAAAAACGAAGGGCACGCGGACGUGCGCGCGGUCAUCCCGCGGCGGUCGUCGCUCUCCGGCGACCGCGGCGUUCUCAUCGUCUCCAGCGCGACGCACCGGACGAAACAGCAGUUUUUCUUCCUCGCGCAGUCGGAGUACGGGGACGUGUACAAGGUCACGGUGGAGUGGACGCCCGGCUCGGAGACGGUGUCCGAGGUGAAGAUCAAGUACUUCGACACCAUCCCCCCGUGCGCGUCGCUGUGCGUCCUCAAGACUGGGUUCCUGUUCGCGGCUUCGGAGUUUUCAAACCACGCGCUGUAUCAGUUCCAAGGCAUCGGCGACGACGACGACGACGUGGAGUCGUCCAGCGCGACGCUGGUGGAGACGGACGAGGGGUACCAGCCGGUGUUUUUCGAGCCGCGCGCGCUCCGCAACUUGCACCCGAUCGACGAGAUCGAGUCGCUGUGCCCGGUCCUCGACGCGCAGUGCCACAACCUCACGUCCGAGGAGACGCCGCAGGUGUACGCGCUGUGCGGCGCUGGGUCGAGGAGCACGCUGCGGGUGUUGCGGCAGGGCGUCGCGUUGAGCGAGAUGGCGGUGUCGCCGCUGCCGGGAAACCCGAACGCGGUGUUCACGGUGAAGAAGAACAUCGCCGACGAGUUCGACGCGUACAUCGUCGUCUCGUUCGUGAACGCGACGCUGGUGCUGUCCAUCGGCGAGACCGUGGAGGAGGUGUCGGACAGCGGGUUCCUCGGGACGACGCCGACGCUCUCCGCGUCGCUUCUCGGCGACGACUCGCUGCUGCAGGCGCACCCGGGCGGGCUGCGGCACGUCCGCGCGGAUAAGCGCAUCAACGAGUGGCGGUGCCCGGGUCGGAAGACGAUCACGCGGGUGGCGUGUAACAACCGUCAGGUGGUCAUCGCGCUGAGCGGCGGGGAGAUCAUCUACUUCGAGCUCGACUCGACCGGGCAGCUGAUGGAGAUCGAGAAGCUCGAGACGAACGGCGACGUCGCGUGCCUGCACGUCGGUCCCGUCCCGGAGGGGUCGCUACGGAACCGGUUCUUAGCCGUCGGUUCGUUCGACAGCACCGUGCGAGUGUUGUCCCUGAGCGCGGACGACUGCCUGCAGACGAUGGGCGUGCAGGCGCUCGCGGCGGCGCCGUGCUCGCUCCUGAUGUUGCAGACGCGCGAGGGUGGUUUGUACCUCAACGUCGGCCUCGCGAACGGCGUGCUUCUCCGCGCGGAGGUGGACCGCGUCACCGGGCAGUUAUCCGACACCAGGGCGCGGUUCUUGGGCGCGCGCCCGCCGAAGCUUCACGGCGCGACGGUCCGGGGGCAGCCCGCGAUGCUCGCGCUGUCGUCGCGUCCGUGGCUCGGGCACGUCGACUUGCAGCGACGGUUCGCGCUCGCGCCGCUGUCGUACGAAGCGCUCGAGCACGCGGCGGACUUUACGUCGGAUCAGUGCCCGGAGGGGGUCGUCGCGGUCGCCGGUUCGACGCUGCGCAUCGUCAGCGUCGAGCGGUUGGGCGACGCGUUCAACCAGACGUCGUGCAAGCUUCGGUACACGCCGCGGCAGCUGACGGUGCAUCCGGACCGCGGGAUCGUCGCGAUCGUCGAGGCGGAUCAGUCUUCCGUGCCGUACGACGAGCGCGCGGGGCCGGAGGGCGUCGCGGGGGAGAAGAAGGUGAAGGAGGAGAGCGCGGCGAAGAUGGAGGGCGUCGAGGGCGGCGGCGUCGAGGACGACGACGACGACGACGACGACGACGAGUUCGCCAUGACCCCCGCGGAACAGUUUGGCGCGCCGAAAGCGCCGCCCGGGUCGUGGGCGUCGUGCCUCCGUAUCGUCCACCCCGCGGACGUCGCGAAGGAGAACGGCGGCGCGAAGCAGGUCAUCGAGAUGACCGGGAACGAGGCUGCGCUGUGCGCGUGCCACGUGUACUUUCCCGUCGCGAACGAGGUGUUCCUCGCCGUCGGCACCGCCGUCGGGCUGACCUUCGCGCCUCGCGACUGCGACGGCGGAUUCGUGCAUCUGUAUCGCUACCUCGAAGACGGCACCGUGACGCUCGUGCACAAGACGCCGCUGGACGGCGUCCCGGGGGCGAUGUGCGGAUUCAAAGGCCGUCUUCUCCUCGGGUGCGGGAACGCGCUGCGGUUGUACGAUUUCGGGAAGAAGAAGCUCCUGCGAAAGGUGGAGAACCGAAACUUCCCAAACUUCAUCACGACGGUGCACGCGUCCGGCGACCGCAUCUACGUCGGCGACGUCCAAGAGAGCUUCCACUUCGUCAAGUACAAACGAGAGGACCUCUCGCUGAUCAUCGUCGCGGACGACGUCCAGCCGCGGCACAUCACCGCGGCGCUGCCGCUCGAUUACGACACGAUGGCGGGCGCGGACAAGUUUGGAAACGUCUUCGUCGCGCGGCUGGCGCAAGACGUCAGCGCCGACAUCGAGGAAGACCCCACGGGCGGGAAGGCGUCCGGCGGGACGCUAAACGGCGCGCCACGGAAGGUGGAACACGUCGCGCAGUUCCACGUCGGCGAGACCGUGUGCGCGCUGACGAAGGGGACGUUACAGGCUGGCGGGUUAGAGUGCAUGCUGUACGCGACGUUGAUGGGCACGGUGGGCGCGUUGAUGCCGUUCACGUCGAGGGCGGAUGUGGAUUUCGCGACGCACCUCGAGAUGCACGUGCGGCAGGAGAACCCGCCGCUGCUGGGGCGCGAUCACAUGGCGUACCGGUCCGCGUACUUCCCGGUGAAGGACGUCGUGGACGGGGAUCUGUGCGAGCAGUACGUCACGCUGCCAGCGGAGACGCAGCGGGCGAUCGCGGAGGAGAUGGAUCGCACCCCGGCGGAGGUGAUGAAGAAGCUCGAGGACUUGAGAGCGAAAAUCGCGUAAGGUCGGUUGGCGGAAGAACCUUUUUUCGCGCGGCGACGCGGUUCUCGAGCUUGGACGGCGCGCGGUGCUCGUUUAGGUUGCGACGAGAGCGAGGGGGAGAGAGGGUGGAGGUAGAUGGCGACUUUUAUAUCAUCGGACUCGAAGAC
Molecule: messenger RNA, 3788 nt
Organism: Micromonas pusilla CCMP1545
Lineage: Eukaryota; Viridiplantae; Chlorophyta; Mamiellophyceae; Mamiellales; Mamiellaceae
Exons: 1
Coding region: 1-3642 (1213 amino acids)
Biological process (GO): mRNA splicing, via spliceosome
Cellular component (GO): U2 snRNP; nucleus
Molecular function (GO): protein binding; U2 snRNA binding
Source: RefSeq, a predicted model, not a curated record